CUUAGAGAGGCUUCUGUGACGCGAGGGGCAGAGAUAGAGGCUAGAACCCAACCAGUGCGAAAGGGGAAGGCGAUGGGGUGGGGCGGGCGCAAGCGAUUCUUCCCUCCCGGCCAGGCUGCGCGCCAAGUUGGGACAGGAGGGGGGAAAUGAUGGGCUCGGAGGACGGCAGGAGGUGGCCAGGAAGAGAGGCACUCACCGUUGUAGGGAAGGGCCUGGGAAGAGCAGAGUUCCUGUCCCCAAAGCGAGCCGAAAUGAGGUCCCCAGAGCGGGGCCCCCAGAGUUCGAAAAUGAAGACAGUGCGUUUCUCUUUGGACCCCCAAGGAGCGAGGAAGGGCGCCGAAAGGGAACCGGCAGCUAGGGCUUAUUCGGCAACCGGCAAGGUUCUGCCGAUCCAGGUUGGACCGCCCGGGGCUGGGGUAAGGUGCGACCCCCGGAGUUGCUGGGCAGCGCCGAGACCCAAGGAGCACAAAAUAGGAAAACCUUCCGCAAGGGGACGCCAUUUCCGCGUGGCGCAGGACCCUAGCACUACUAGCGCUGCCGCCUCGGCAGUCAACCUCUGUGAAUCACACGGGGACCUUGGAGAUGAACCCUUGGAUUCCCAGAGCAAGUUUGCCAAGGACUCUGGGAGUUCCACUGCACCGUGUGUUAGUUUAAUAAAUAUAAUUUUCAAGCCACAGAUGCUAACAAAGUCAGAGAUGACCUUUAAAGAAAAGACCAUGACGGAGCUGAGGAAGGUGAAUAGCCGAAUAAAACAAACUCGAAUGCAGCAAGAAUCAGUAAUGCAGGAAACCAAGCAGCUAUACAAUGAAAAGUUACUUGUCCAGACUGAAAACCAAUUCUUUCUGGAAUACCUAGACAAGGAAAUUGAGGAGUACAGAAGGAAGCCUGAAGAGCUAUGGGAACAUUAUUUACAAAAAAGUGAGGAGAUUGAACAAAGGAGACAAGAAUCAGCCUCCAGAUUUGCAAAACAAACCUCAGUGUUUAAAGGGGAGCUCUUGCAGAAGGAAAACCUCCAAUCCAAUUUAAAGCAGCAGUUGCAGGCACUGAGGGAUGUUUCCCUAGUAAAGGAGAAACAGGAGAGAGAAAUACAGAUGUUACAGGAGAAGAAAAAGGAAGCCCAAGCUGAGAUCGAUGCAAAGAAAUUGGAAGUCCAGCUCCAGAUGGUCCAGGAAAAAGCAUUACUGGAAAAACAAUUGAGUGAGCCAGACCCAAGGCAGUUGGGAAAAAGAAAAAGAGAAGAGCUUGAAAGGAAGGCCCAGGCCUUGGAGGCAGGAGCAAAGCAGUAUACUUUUGAGUUCUACCAUGACAUGAGGAGAGAGAACCAGCAGUUAAAGAAGGAAUUACAGCAGCAAACUCAGCAGUGCCAGGAGUUGGAGGCUAUUAGGAGCUGGCUCAAAAAUCAAAAGCAGCAGCUCCAGCAGGAACAGUGGUAUAUGGAGUGCUUAGUCCGGGGGAGGAACCGACUACAGGGAAGGCAUAACCCGUGCCCAGGACAGGGUGCUCCAAAGACCACAAUAACACCUCUCCUAAUCACCAAAUCAAAUAUUAAUCCAAAGCAAUUCCCAAAACAACACUGAUUAUAUAAGGAGUAAGAAUCCUCACGUG
Messenger RNA from Panthera uncia (snow leopard), 1605 nucleotides. It is a transcript of the gene CCDC121, whose product is annotated as coiled-coil domain containing 121. The record is from RefSeq and is a predicted model, not a curated record. Lineage: Eukaryota; Metazoa; Chordata; Mammalia; Carnivora; Felidae. Bases 147 to 1577 code for a protein of 476 amino acids. The transcript has 2 exons.